This is a messenger RNA of Lucilia sericata (common green bottle fly), 868 nucleotides long. It is a transcript of the gene Adi1, whose product is annotated as 1,2-dihydroxy-3-keto-5-methylthiopentene dioxygenase. Lineage: Eukaryota; Metazoa; Arthropoda; Insecta; Diptera; Calliphoridae. The transcript has 4 exons. Gene Ontology annotation, molecular function: acireductone dioxygenase [iron(II)-requiring] activity. The record is from RefSeq and is a predicted model, not a curated record. The coding region runs from base 127 to 687 and encodes 186 amino acids.
GCUACUUUUUCUAUUUGAUAGUUGAACAAGGUUAUCAUUUAUUUAUUAUUUAGUGAACAGUCGGACGUCUGAUUAAACUUAACUCUUUCUUUUGUGAGUAAAUUGAGUGUAUUUUUGGGAAUAAAAAUGGUUAAAGCCUGGUUAAUGGAUAAUGAAACCACCGAUCAACGUUUGGAACAUCAUCGUAAUCCUCCAACAUUUAUUUCAUUGGAAGAAUUAUUCUCUAAAACCGGUGUGGAACAUUUUCUGAUCAAUGCCGAUAACUAUCAAAAUGAUAAUGUUUUACAAAACUUGCGUAAAAAACGAAACUAUAGUUAUGAAGAUGAAAUUACCUGUUCGGAAAAAUGUUUAGUCGAUUAUGCCAAUAAAUUGAAAUCAUUCUUUACUGAACAUUUACAUACCGAUGAAGAAAUACGUUUGGUUUUAGAUGGUUCCGGUUAUUUCGAUGUAAGAGACAAUGAAGAAAAUUGGAUUCGCAUUGCGGUAACUAAAGGUGAUUUAAUUAUUAUACCAGCUGGCAUUUAUCAUCGUUUUACUUUGGAUACUAAUAAUUAUAUUAAAGCCAAACGUUAUUUUGUGGGUGAACCUGUUUGGUUACCAUAUAACCGCCCUGCUGAUGAUAUGGAUUGUCGCAAGGAAUAUUUGAAACAUCAACAGGAGGGUUUUAAACAAUUAAAUAAAGUUUAAAUGUUGAAAUUUUAAGAUGUGACUAAUUGCAGCUUUUAUUUUUAAACAAAUAACAAUUUACGUUUUAUAUAAAAAAAUUUAUGUUAUUUAGUUGUUAGCUUGUCUUACUAUUAAUUAGUACCCUAAAAUUUGAUAUUACUAAAUUGUGUAAUAAAAAUAAAAUAUAAUUUUAUUGGAAAAA